This is a messenger RNA of Cyclocybe aegerita, 1644 nucleotides long. The record is from the annotation of a GenBank genome assembly. NCBI's taxonomy places the organism in Eukaryota, Fungi, Basidiomycota, Agaricomycetes, Agaricales, Hemipholiotaceae.
AUGCUUGUCCUCGAUGCUCGAUUCACUCUUCUUGCUGCUCUCAGUAGCCUCGCAAUUCAGUCGUUUUCGCCCCUUUCUGCUGCCUCUGCGGCCGCUAUUGCGCGCGCUCCCUCUCCCGACGCUGGCUCUCCUCCAGCGCAGAACUUCUUUCCGUAUAUUGGCUCGUCAACGCACGAGGUGAGGAUGGCUCAUAGCCUCAACGCUUUCAGUCCCCUCGUGCGGAUCGCUGAUGUCGUGUUCGCCUAUGCCACACAGCACCAGGACGCCAGUACCAGGAAAAGCCACGCUAGGAGGCGCACGAACAAGUCGAUCGUUAUUCCCAAUAAUCGUGGCAGCGACUAUGUCAUUUCGCAUCGGCGAGCGCCGCCACCUCUGUGGGCCGCGUCACAAUCAAACAGGACUGGUACCCCCGGUACCGUCGGUAUAAUGAGUUCCACGCCCGGUUCACUAGAGGACAAGUACGACGGUUAUCUUGUCCUCGCCAACGAGAAUGGCACUUACAUCCUUAACGCCUCCGACACGAACAAAACUCAACUAUACCUCGUUGACGUCUCGUCUUCUACGCCAACAAACUCCAGCACUGGCACCCAGAAUAGCAACAGGGAUAUCAAGCUGUGCAUCUCCUUCACGGACUCCCAGCUGUUUUGCGCGACGUACAACCCCAACCCACUCAAGGCCGAGCCUCUGACGAUGCAGCAGUGGUUCGACCCAGCCAGCGCGACUGCCAGCCAGCUCUUCAAGUAUGACCCGGGCACUAGUAUCGUUCGCCCCAUGUGGUACUCUGGGAAGGGUGACAGCAAGUCAGAUAGCACCAACGCGUCGGACAUAUCGGGUUCGAGCUCGACCUCGAUAUCGCAGGACCCAACGGCCACUGCGGCCUCGGCUAGCGAAAGUGCGUCAGCGACCGGCAGCAGCGCGGAUUCCUCCUCGACUCCGGCAUCACUGGACUCACGAGACGACGCUGCUGGUACCCAACCUGCGCGGAACGUUACGCUGGUCUUCAUCUCCACUCAGCGCCAGGCGAAAGCCGCAGAUGUCGAUACGAGCGAGUCGACUUGCAGCGCGGUCACGACGACGACCACGAUGACAGUGUACGCUUCGUCUACCUCUUCAUUCAAUCCAGCUUCGGUCACUGCCUCGGUCACCGAUAGUGCUUCUUCGACGGACCCUGCUGCGACUGGCCUGAACGUCGAGGUCGUUGGUGGUGGAAUCUCGUCAGCUGCCCCUGCGUCUGCGUCUGAGUCUGCUUCCGCUUCAAUGGAGAUGGUCCUCCAAUCUUCCUCGACUGCAGACGACACUACCACUGCGGUCAGCACCUCGUCCGCCGAUCCCAGUACAAGCACCUCCGCGUCGUCGUCGUCGUCGUCGAUAGACGCCGCAGCCUUAGCCUCUGAGAUCGCAUCCUCCGUGUCCGCAUCUGCCUCUGCCAGCGUCAGCACAUCCGCGUCAGCUUCCUAUUCCGCCACCGCCGCAGCAGAUUCUGCUGUGCCCACAUCCUCUUCGUCGGGCUCGGCCUAUGCUAGCUCGACCUCCAGCGCUGACCCGGGCACCGGGACAUACGUGGCGGCUGUUAUGGGAAGAGAGGCUGCCCCGGCGCCCGUUAUGACGCCUUACUCCUGGAAGUUCAAGCGGGAGGAGCGUUGA